Astrephomene gubernaculifera is the source of this 1414-nucleotide messenger RNA. NCBI's taxonomy places the organism in Eukaryota, Viridiplantae, Chlorophyta, Chlorophyceae, Chlamydomonadales, Astrephomenaceae. The record is from the annotation of a GenBank genome assembly.
CUCUUGGUUUAAUAUCGCUUGCAUUCUAGCUAAACUCCCGUUAGUCACGGCGACUUAAGGCACUCAUAUUAACGUGCCGAGCAAUCACUCAUCCCUCCCGUUGAAGCCACCCGCCACAGCUGCGUUACUUGGCCUUUCGGGUAGUCGUUCUAUCGCUGAGACGCAGCAACUACUCGCGUCCGUUGGCCAUAUACUUAUUAGCCCCGUAGGGGCACAGAAUAAAUCUUGGUCUCCGGUGACCGCUUGACCUCGCAUCAUGCCGUCCGUCAUAGAUAAAGGCCCGGUGGCGAGCAUCCUCUUUGAGAUGCGUACAUGGUUGCGCUGCCUGCUGCCGUACACGCCGUACGUUGCACCCUUCUAUCCAACACCUGACACGGUCAUAAACCGGGUGCUAGACCUCACAUCUGUGGGCCCAGGCGACUGUGUGUACGAUUUGGGUUGCGGAGAUGGGAGAGUUCUGCUGGCUGCGGCGCGUCGUGGCGCGAGAGGAGUCGGGUACGAACUGGAUCCGGAACUCGUACGAGAUGCCGUACAAUCAGCCCGCAAGGCGGGACUGGAGUCCUUGAUCCGGGUGGUAAAGGCGGAUGCUGCGUCGGCCGACGUCACCGAGGCGACGGUCAUUGCGCUAUACCUCUCCGACCACGGCAACAGCCGGCUGCUCCGUGCCGUACAGUCCACGCUGCAGCCCGGCACUCGAGUGGCCUCCUUCUACUUCCCCGUGGGGUUGCCGGGGUGGGAAGAGCGGUUGGUUACAACGGACCGUACGGACGGACUCGUGGUGUACGUCUACCGUACACCUGGUGGUGCUACGACUGUUGGUUCUACUGGUGGUGGUGGUGGUGGUCUUGGUACUGGUUUUGCUGCUAGUGGUGUCACGGCUGAGGGGAGUAAGGAGGAGAAGUAGAUGGAGCACCGGGGCGGGGGCGUUGGUGGACUGCUAGUGCUGCUAUGUGAGACACCAGGGGAGGCAAGAUGUGCGGCCUGUGCAUGUGGUCGUCAUUGUGAUCUGCUUUUGCCAAGUAAACGGGUUUGGUAAAUGGCAAUGUGACAAAGGGCUCCUUUUGAGGGUGUUUUCUAGGGUGGGACCAAUGCAACCCCGGGGGGCGGGCGGGACUAACUUUUCCGGCACAUUACCGCUGCGAAGACUCCGUACAGAGUCACUUGCUUGUGUACGGCAUAUUGAACGGCAUUGUGCUUGCCGCACAUAAAAAGUUUACAUGUCAGUCGGUAGCCGAUGUUAUUGCAUCCAUGGUAGACUCGCUCUGCAUCCCUCUUAAGAGGACAUGGCAGGUACGAGGACUGGCCCCUUCCAGCGUCUUGAAGGUCUAUUAGGGGAUACCAAGAAUCUGUCAAGAAACGCGAACACUCGGAGUCCCUUACGACUUGUAAUAUAGCUACCCAACAGGGUAAUGAC